UCAACUUAAAUCAAGCUAAAACAAACAUGGAGGUACAAAACGUGCCAUUGGUAUCAUUCAUAAUCUCUCUAAUAACCAUCGUUUGCACUUGCAAGAUCUUGCUCAGCUCAAUCACAAGAACGCCCAAAAAGAACCAUCCUCCAAACCCACCCUCUUUCCCCAUCGUCGGCCACCUCCUUAGCCUCAAGAAGCCCGUCCACCGCACCCUCCUCGCCCUCUCCCGAACCCAUGGCCCCAUAAUCUCCCUAAGCCUCGGUGUCCGCCACCUGCUCGUCAUCUCCUCGAAGUCGCUGGCCGAAGAAUGUCUUCAAUCUCCGCCGAACGACACAUCUAAAGAAUCAACGUUGACGGAACUAACUCUCAACAUGAUGAUGAGGGUCAUGGCAGGGAAGAGGUACUAUGGGGAGGACGUGACAGAUGUCAAGGAAGUGAAGGCAUUCAGGGACAUGAUCGAGGAGGUUAUGAGGUUUGGCAUGACAAUUUUUCCUGCAGAUUAUCUGCCGGUGCUAAGGUGGAUUGAUUGGCGGGGAUAUGAGAAGAGGGGGUCUGAGCUCGGGAAGAAGAUGGAUAGGUUGUUGCAGGGACUGGUCGACGAGCACAGGAAUAAGGAGGAGGAGAAGGAGAAGAGCAUGAUCGAUCACCUCCUGUGGUUGCAGGCAUCGCAGCCGGAGUAUUACACGGACGAGAUCAUCAAGGGGUUCGUGCAGACAAUCUUGUUUGCUAGAACCGACACAUCUUCAGUCACAAUGGAGUGGGCACUCGCUAAUUUGCUCAAUCACCCCAAUAUGUUGGAGAAAGCAAGAGUAGAGAUCGACACUCAAAUCGGUCCAGAUCGUUUAGUUGACGAAUCGGAUCUUUCAAGAUUACCUUAUAUUCAUAAUAUCAUAUUGGAAACGCUUCGAUUACACCCACCAGCCCCACUUCUUAUACCACACUACUCAUCGGAUGACUGCGAAAUAGGAGGCUACGGCGUGUCGAGAGGCACAAUGGUACUGAUUAAUGCUUGGGCCAUUCACAGAGAUCCCGACCAAUGGUCGGACCCGACGAGCUUCAAACCUGAAAGAUUUGAAAGUGGUGAUGAUAAAUGGAAUAGGCUGAUGUUGCCUUUUGGGUUGGGGAGGAGAGCAUGCCCUGGUGCUCAGUUGGCUCAUAAAAUAAUGGGCUUUGCUUUGGCUUCCCUAAUUCAGUGCUUUGAAUGGAAGAGGAUUGGUGAAGAGGAAGUCGACAUGACUGAGGGUGCGGGGUUGACAAUGCCUAAGAAAAAGCCAUUGGAAGCAUCGUACAAGCCACGUGAAAUCAUGGAGAGAAUUCUGUCUGAGUCAUCUAAUCCUUAAUGUAUGAAGGUGGUCCAUUGCUUCACAGUUUCCGAUAACGGGUUGGUUUUGAUAAUGUAAUAGAGUGGCUCUUUUUUAAGGAUUAAUUGGUAAGUUCGGCUUUGUAUUAACCGAUAGAUAAUUUCUCUAACA
Messenger RNA from Eucalyptus grandis, 1466 nucleotides. RefSeq names its product cytochrome P450 81D1-like. The transcript is spliced from 3 exons. The record is from RefSeq and is a predicted model, not a curated record. NCBI's taxonomy places the organism in Eukaryota, Viridiplantae, Streptophyta, Magnoliopsida, Myrtales, Myrtaceae. Gene Ontology annotation, molecular function: heme binding; iron ion binding; oxidoreductase activity, acting on paired donors, with incorporation or reduction of molecular oxygen. The coding region runs from base 27 to 1334 and encodes 435 amino acids.